Messenger RNA from Cutaneotrichosporon cavernicola, 2892 nucleotides. RefSeq lists its product as uncharacterized. The coding region runs from base 1 to 2892 and encodes 963 amino acids. NCBI's taxonomy places the organism in Eukaryota, Fungi, Basidiomycota, Tremellomycetes, Trichosporonales, Trichosporonaceae. The record is from RefSeq and is a predicted model, not a curated record. Gene Ontology annotation, cellular component: nucleus; cyclin/CDK positive transcription elongation factor complex. Gene Ontology annotation, molecular function: RNA polymerase II CTD heptapeptide repeat kinase activity; cyclin binding; ATP binding. Gene Ontology annotation, biological process: positive regulation of transcription elongation by RNA polymerase II; protein phosphorylation. The transcript has 6 exons.
AUGUCCGACUACUACAUGCCCCGCGACGGCGCGCAGGGCAUCAAGCGCGAGUCGACUUGGCGGCCCAAAUCCCAGCCCUCGCGUCCGGCAAACGCAUGGGCCGACUCUCCGGGACCAAGCGGACCGACCAGGAAGGGCGAGUACUACGAACCGCCGCGGCAUGACGAGCGCUCGCGCGAGCGUGCACCUGCACAAAGCGAAAGAGACAAGGGCAAAGAGCCAGAAGACCGGGAAGAGCGAGGGGGUGGAGGAAGGAGGACAAUAGAUCUUGGGAAGAUUAUCGCCGACGACGGCGUAGUCCCGAGCGCAGGUGGGAGCGCGAUGACCACCGCGCCGACAGGUGGCGCUCAGACGACCGGCGAGACCGCGACCGCUCGCGCGAACGUGAGCGCGAAGAACCUCCUCGCCGCUGGGGACGGUCGCCCGAGCGCGACCGACGCUCACCUUCCCCGCCACCACGGAGACGCAACAGGUCACCUGCUUCCAGGAUGCCCGGCGGGCGUGCCUCGCCUGACUAUGGUGUUGGAAGGAGAGCCAGCGACUCGGAAGACCGACGUUCACGCUCGCCCUCCCCGCCUCCGCGCCGAGGGUCUCCCACUCCACGCGGACGCUCACCAUCCACUCCCAAGAGGCGUAUCGCCUCUCCAUCCUUACCAGAUUCCAAACGUCCGCGUGGGAGCUCGCGCGCCAGGUCGCCCUCCCCGAAGCGGCCUAGGUCGCGAGACCGUUCGCUCUCCCGCAGUCCCAGCCCGCGAAGGAGCCCAGUACGCAACGGCCGCGACCCAUCCGCGUAGGCGGGACGGGGAUCCUGUCAAGAUGCGUGUGUGGGGACGGCCGCAGACGGCAUCACCACCACGCGACCCCAGCCCGCGUCGGAGUCGCUCGCGAUCCAGGUCGCGCUCGCCACCUAGAGAGGAGGUGCCGCGGCCCGUCAGGCCAAGACAUGACCCCCAGCCGGGCGACGCUCUGCCGUACGACACAACGCCGGAUCGGGAUACGCCGACGAAUGGGGAGGCUGCCCAUCCUGUCCGCGGAGCCAUGCGUGAUUGGAAGCCUGCACCGACCGGUCCAGCUGCCCAGCGUAACGGCAUGAAGGAGGGGCCCGCCAAGGUCCCGACCCAAGAGGACGUCCCCGAGGUCGACAUGGAGCUCGAUGACGAGCCGCCACCGCCGAUGCCGAAGCGCUCGGACAAGUGGAGCCCAGUCAAGCGCUCACCACCUGUGCGCUUUGUGCCCCCGUUGCCGCCCAGUGCGUCCACAGUGUCGGGACAACAAUCACCCGCCUCGCUCCCACCCCCGUCUGGUCCACCCGCCACAGGGCCCGGGUCGUUCGCCACUCGGCCGGCGUUUGUGCCUCGAGUCCCACCACCUGGGCCCGUCUCCGUCACAUCAGCACCCUCCUCUGCGCCUUCCGGUCCAGCUUCAGGCCCCGGCACUCCCCGCGCCGAGACAUUCCUCAACCGCCUUGCGGACAAACAACAACAGUAUGACAAGCACCUAUCCACCAUUGCGCCGUACAUUUCCACCGCCUUCGGGCAAUGGUACGCGAAGAAUGCGACACCACCGCUGCACCAGUUUCUUAUCCACCAUUUUGGGAGGCAGCCGUCAUCGAUCGAGAUGGACCAGAUCCACCAGCUCCUCCGCAUGCGCUCGCAGUUGUCGAAAGAUCAACAAGACCUCACUGCUCUGCACGCCCAGGCUGUGCGCGGUGAGAAGGCGACCCCCGCGCCGCCGCCUGAUGCACCGGUCGGUCCGCGCGCCACACGCGAACGCGACCAGGUUAGAGUGGGAGGACUGCCUGCAGGUGCAGGACCUUCGCCCCCUCUGGGACUCCCGCCGUUUCCUGUACUGGUUCCCGCAGCUCGGAAGGCACCCAAGCCUCGGCCGAAGCCUGUGGUCGCUCCUAGACCCCCUAGGCCCCGUGCGGUCGCGGGCGAGAGAUACGAGCGGCUCUCACAGGUCGGCGAGGGCACAUACGGCAAGGUGUACAAGGCGCGGAACACAGGCAGCGGCGCUCUCGUUGCACUCAAGCGGAUCAGAAUGGAGCAGGAGCGCGACGGGUUUCCUGUCACAUCGAUGCGCGAGAUCAAGUUACUCCAAGCGUUAGACCACCCCAACAUCGUGCGGCUCAUGGAGAUGAUGGUGUCACACAACUCCGUUUACAUGGUGCUCGAGUACAUGAACCACGACCUGACGGGCAUCUUAUCGCACCCUGAGGUCAAGCUCUCGCCGGCCAACGUCAAGUCGCUCAAUUACCAGAUGCUCUCUGGCCUAGGAUACCUGCAUCGGCGCGGCAUCCUGCACCGGGACAUGAAGGGUUCAAACAUCCUUCUGAACGGAGAGGGAGAGCUAAAACUCGCCGACUUUGGCCUCGCGCGCUGGUACCACAAGCACAAGCGGGAUGACUACACGAACCGCGUCAUCACGCUGUGGUACCGUAGUCCCGAGCUGCUGAUGGGCGAAACGGCAUACGGGCCAGAGGUGGAUACGUGGAGUGCGGGGUGCAUCAUGCUCGAGAUCUUCACAGGCAAGCCGACGUUCCAGGGACAGGACGAGAUCAGCCAGCUCGACGCGAUCUGGGCUAUCCUGGGAACUCCGCGCGAGAGCGACUGGCCGAGCGUCGCCGAGUUGCCAUGGUACGAGCUCGUGCGACCUCGCGAGGCUCUGCCGUCAAGAUUUGCCGAAAAGUUCUCCUCCUUGUCGGCGGGCGCGAUGGAGGUCGUGCGGGGACUGCUGGAGCUCAACCCUGCCAAGAGGCUGUUGGCCGACGACGCGCUCGACGCCGUGUACUUUACCACUGAGGCGCCAGAGAUGGAGCAGCCCACACAACUUGCGACGUGUGGGGAACAUCACGAGAUGACGGUCAAGAUGCACCGCCGGCGCGAGAAGUAG